Limanda limanda (common dab) is the source of this 4716-nucleotide messenger RNA. It is a transcript of the gene mapk6, whose product is annotated as mitogen-activated protein kinase 6. Gene Ontology annotation, molecular function: ATP binding; MAP kinase activity. Gene Ontology annotation, cellular component: nucleus; cytoplasm. The record is from RefSeq and is a predicted model, not a curated record. Bases 1099 to 3372 code for a protein of 757 amino acids. The transcript has 9 exons. Lineage: Eukaryota; Metazoa; Chordata; Actinopteri; Pleuronectiformes; Pleuronectidae. Gene Ontology annotation, biological process: protein phosphorylation; intracellular signal transduction; cell surface receptor signaling pathway.
GAAUAGGACAACACACUCCUGAAGGCUUUGAGAACACAUGCGCACGUACACACACACAAGUGCAGCAAGACUCUGGACUGUGUGCACUGACACUUUCGCUCCACCUGUCUGCACCGUCAGACUUGCACUGUUGGAUAUAGUAGAGAUUCUCCUGAAUGGACUGCUGAACUCCGCAUACUAUGUUCCUCCGGGGGUCUCUGGAGAAUUCCGGCCUCAGUUGCUCGCAGUAAAUUACAGCGGGCAGUGAAGGGCUCUUGGCGGAGUUUCCCGUGAAGGCAGCGCCGUGACGUCAGCGGCAGUGGUAUCGGAGCCUAAUGGCGAUGAGGACCCGCAGAGCUCAGGCGGCGGAGCUCAGUCGAACCUGGACAGGGUUUGAUUAAACACUCACAGGAACCCAUGCGAGGGACAGGGACAGUUAUACCGACGUAAAAUGGAGGAUAGCUUUGAUUGUGACUGUGGCGAGCUGGAGCCACCGGAUCAUUGAGGGUGUGUAAAGUGACUCUGAAGACUUCCAAGGCCAAGACUCAUUUCAGUUCUAAAGACCAGGAGAUACUACACAGCAAGAUCACACUCAUAAGUAUAGAGAAACUCAUUUAGUCGGAGGGAGAAAUAAAAGGUGCAUUUAAAGGCACAUUUCACAACCAUGCUGCUCAGGACCAGUCGUACACUGAAUGUAUUUGCACUGUGAGGAUGCAACUUCGAGCUUUUAUAGCUUAACAUAGUCUCGGUGCUUUUAAAAAAAAAAUUGCCUCAAAGUCCAUUCCAUUGCAGUUUAUCAACACUAGUCUACAUAAGGAAACUGCUAAUUUAAAGACAUCUACACAUCAUUUUUUAUUAUUUCUCCACAUAUUCAAGAUGGAAGGAAAGUUUCACUACACUUUAGUGCCCCACAUCUGACAGGGAAGGCCAGAUAGGGGGGGGGGACGACUCGGCAGCCAUCUGUACAAGGGUCGGUUAGCUAAGCCACUGAAGCAGCAGGGGAAUUGUCCAAUAAAUUCCUGUGCUGGUGUUAAAGUUGGAACUUGGAAGACAGGCCGGAGACCAAAAGGGUUUUAGAGAAAGCAGACGCUUGGUGUGUGAGAACCAAACACAGACAUCAUGGCAGAGAAGUUUGAGUCGCUGAUGAACAUCCACGGCUUCGACCUGGGCUCCCGCUACAUGGACUUGAAGCCUCUGGGCUACGGGGGGAACGGCCUGGUGUUCUCUGCAGUCGACACGGACUGUGACAAGCGUGUGGCCGUGAAGAAGAUCAUCCUGACCGACCCCCAGAGUGUGAAGCACGCCCUGCGGGAAAUCAAGAUCAUCAGACGCCUGGACCACGACAACAUUGUCAAGGUGUUUGAGACGCUGGGCCCGAACGGCCGCAGGCUCACGGAGGACGUGGUGUCCCUGACAGAGGUGAACUCUGUCUACAUUGUGCAAGAGUACAUGGAGACGGACCUGUGUCAGCUGCUGGAGAGGGGCCUUCUGUCCGAGGGCCACGCCAGGCUCUUCAUGUACCAGCUUCUCAGAGGCCUUAAGUACAUCCACUCUGCCAACGUGCUGCACCGGGACCUCAAGCCGGCCAACCUGUUUGUCAACACCGAAGACUUGGUACUGAAGAUUGGGGACUUUGGACUGGCCCGCAUCAUGGACCCCCAUUACUCCCACAAGGGUCAUCUAUCUGAAGGUCUGGUCACCAAGUGGUACAGAUCUCCUCGCCUGCUGCUCUCUCCAAACAACUACACCAAAGCCAUCGACAUGUGGGCCGCUGGAUGCAUAUUCGCUGAGAUGCUCACAGGGAAAACCCUCUUUGCAGGAGCCCAUGAACUGGAGCAGAUGCAGCUGAUCCUGGAGUCCAUCCCUGUGCUGCGGGAGGAAGACCGGCAGGAGCUCCACAGUGUCAUCCCCGUCUUCAUCCGCAGCGACAUGUCCAACCCUCACACGCCACUGACCAAGCUGCUGCCUGACGUCAGUCCACAGGCCCUCGAUUUCCUGGAGAAGAUCCUGACCUUUAACCCCAUGGAUCGUCUGACUGCAGAGGAGGCCCUUGCACACCCUUAUAUGGUCGACUACUCCUUCCCCCUGGACGAACCUGUAUCUCUGCACCCGUUCCACAUUGAGGAUGAAGUCGAUGAUAUCCUGCUCAUGGACCAGAGCCACAGCCACACCUGGGACAGGUAUCAUGAGAGCCAGCUGUCAGAGGCGGACUGGCACUUGCACAGCCACCAUGACCCAGAGGAAGUUCAGGUCGACCCCAGGGCACUCUCUGAUGUAACAGACGAAGAGGAGGUCCAGGUUGAUCCUCGUAAAUAUGCUGAUGGAGAUCGGGAGAAGUUCCUGGAUGAGCCGUCCUACGACUACUCCAGUGUGUUCCCGCCAGAGCGAUCCUGGCAGGACGACCACCACGAGAACAAAUACUGUGACUUGCAGUGUAGCCACACCUGUAACUACAAGGCAGUGUCCCCCUCCUACCUGGAUAACCUUAUCUGGAGGGACAGUGAAGUCAACCACUACUAUGAGCCCAAACUCAUCAUCGACCUCUCCAACUGGAAGGAGCAGCAGAGCAAGGAGAAGGCGGACCGUAAGGCUAGGAGCAAGUGCGAGAAGAACGGGUUGGUGAAGGCCCAGAUCGCACUGCAGGAGGCCGAGAAGACCCAGAGUCCGGUGGAGAAGGACAGUGAGCAGGAGAAGCACCAGACGGAUAAACCUCCAAGCCAGCAGAACCAAGGCUUUGACUUUGACUCCUUUAUCGCCAGCACCAUCAAACUGAGCCUGCAGCCCGAGCCCUGUCAGGAGGCGGCCCUGCUCAGUGAAGUGGGUCUCCUGAACGAGCUCAACACUUCCGUCUCUCUGCUGGAGGCCCCCCGCUCAGGCUCCAUGUCCAAGUCCAUAAGUCAGGAGAAGGAGGAGAAGUGCCUGGUAAACCUGGCCCAGUUGGGGGGAGGAGGUUCGGGAGUCGUCGGCGGGGACGGCCCGUGGCCUUCUCAGCCCUGGGAGAGCUUCGGCUCCGGGGAGAGGGUGGAGGAGAACGGCUGUUUGAUCGACGAAGCGUGCUGGGACAUUCGUAAUGAGGACCACUUCCAGAAGGAGAGCACUUACACCAGCUACCUGGACCGCCUGUUCAGCCGGAAGGAAGAGGUGGUCGGAGACACUGUGGCCGGCGCAGAGACGGAGCCCUCGGAAGGGAGAGACCUGGACGAGAGCUUCCUCGGCAGGAGCACAGAGAUCGUGAUUAAUAUGCAGCUGGACUCUCUGGCCCUGCCCGGCUUUGACAGCACCGAUGACUUGCCUCUGAAAUCCAUCCAGGCGUCCCUCACCCCCUGCGCUGUCAAAUGCUCCCCUCAGAUCGCCCACAAAACCUACAGCAGCAUCUUCAAGCAUCUUAAUUAAAGAAAUAUAUCCUUCCUCACAGUGCAAAAACUAGACCGUUUUGUUCUUAUGUUUUUUAAUAAUAUGGUAUAUUAUUGUACUUGAAUCAUUUCAUACCUUUUUUUAAUUAUGGUUACUUUUAAUUAUUUUUAGUUUGUUUUGUUUUUUUUCUUUUUAAGAGUUGAGGGGUGAUUUAUUAUAUUUAAGGAGUUUCUGGUCAUCACUCUGAGCCUUGACCACCAGGCCUUCAUGGGUUAACGUCCACACCCUCAUUGCUAAACUGGCAAGUCACUCGCACACUCAAGUACUGUAGAUGAACAGAGCAGGAGAGAAGUCAAGUAGUUUGAGGAAGGAGGGAGGAGAGGAUUUAAGAAACGAGGUUCGGAUGUAACACAAAGAAGGAUGCUAGACGUUAACAUUGCUGUAGGCUUUUCAAGUGCUUUCAAACAACCUCUCCUGGAAUUGGAUAAGCACGGGGGGGAAAGGUGAAUGAGGUGUCUUUCUUUUUUCUGUUUCACUUUUGACUUUAUACAAUUUCCCCCAAAGAAAAGCUUCCUUAUUAAACCCUUUCAUACUGUAAAUCUGACACAUGAUGCCAGCAGCAACCAUUAUCGUAGGCGUUAAUGUAAAUGUGUUAUCUACCUCAAGGUAACAGCCGCGAGAGACACUCGAAGCCGCACUAGUGCUUUACACACAUGACCAUCCUCAUGCCAUGAAAUGAAGUGGUCGCGUAGAUGAAAUCUGUCUCACUUUAGCAUUUAACAUAGUGAGGUGUUUCAGUAAUCAUUAUUUAUUUCUAGCAGAUGUGCGAUAUUUAUUUUAUCAAAAAAGACGUGUUGUUUCAAUGUGAUUAUUGGAGAUUGAAGAGUUGGACAGACUUCCAUUUUCAUUUCGGCACUAUAUGGGCGUGCAAGUGCUCCUUUUUGUUUUAUGGUAGGAUGCAAAUUCAUCUUUGGUUCCAAAAAGAAGUCGAGGCUUUCUGUUUUCCAUCAAUUUUGUCCCAAUGGAAAUCAUUCUAUCUGUUCAUUAUUUGUUUUAUUUAAAGGUGCGUUCUGUUUUUAGUGGAAAAACUGCUUUAUGGUUUCAAGAAGCGCCUAAAAGUCUUAAUUUUUUUAUCUCAAUGUAAUGUAAAAAAAAUGCGUGCAUGGAAGCAAGAGAAAGGUACAUUAAAAGUAAAGUUAAUGGUGAGUAUAAUGUACAUCAGUUUUAAUUGUACGUUUUUUGUUAAAUUUCUAUGUACUUUUUCCAGGCAAGCAUGAUGAAUUAGGUUAAGGUGUAGCAUGUAGGACACUUAUGGACUUUUUUUUGUAAUCAUUGGUUCCCCUGUUCUACAAAAUAUCUCAAAAUAAAAAUUACUGGCAAAGA